CAAUACACAUGUUAGCUAAGAAUUGUCCAUCAAAGACAAGACAACAUUUUCACCCCCUACAUAGAAACUAAGAUCGCUACCACUCACUUCCAAACAUUUCAUCUUUCAACCACCGCCUAUGGCCGCAGACGCCGCCGCCUCCGACACUCCCACCCGUUUAAUGAAAAUCAUAGCAGGAGCAGACUCCUUCGGUUGCUCCCUCAAAGACGCUCUCGUCUCUCACCUCCGCUCUCUCAACAUCCAAGUAAAAGACCUCGGCACCUCCUCCUACUACUCCAUUGCCGCCGAAGUCGGCCGCCGCGUCUCCUCCGCCAACGCUAAAACUAACUCCCCAUCCCCAGAAACUCGCGGCCUUGUAGCAUGCGGAACAGGCGUCGGCGUGUCCAUGUUCGCCAACAAGUUCCCCGGUGUUUACGCAUCCACGUGUCUUUCCACUGGAGACGCCACCAACACCCGCUCCAUCAACAACUGUAACGUACUCGCCGUCUCCGGAAUGUCCACGUCACCAGAAGCCGGUAUAGAGAUACUCAACACGUGGCUAACCACUCCAUUCAAAGCACCUUGUCCCGCUUCUAACUUCACUCCCUGGAGCCAAGACAUCUCCGAGUUUCUCGAUAACUCGCUCACAGAAAUGCAUGGAAUCGGACAGAAAUAUGACAAAGUUGACAACUCUAAGGAAGAAACCGUAACCCCAUAGUCUCUAUGCUCCUUAAUGAAGAACCGAAAACUCGAACCGGUUGAUUUGAUCCCGGGCGGUUCGAUGAAGAUUGUUCGAGAGAGUCCAACCUCAGCAGUAGUGAGGUUUAAGGCGGGGAGUGUAGAACCAGCGCAUCACCAUACAUUUGGACAUGAUGUGGUGGUGAUGAAAGGGAGUAAAAGAGUAUGGAAUUUGAGCAAGAAGGUGAAGUAUGAUCUGGGUGUUGGUGAUUAUUUGUUUACUCCGGGUGGUGAUGUGCAUAGAGUUGAGUAUUUUGAAGAUACCGAGUUUUUUAUUAAGUGGGAAGGGAAAUGGGAUCUUUUGUUUGAUGAGGAUCUUGAGGUUGCCAAGAGUGAGAUUGAGAAAGGUGGUGGUAAUGGAUUUGAGUGGAUAAAAUAGAAAUGAUUCUGCUUUUGUUCCGUGCCUGGUAACACGGACACGGAUAUCGCGAAAUGAUCUUACUUUAAGGUUUUCUAUAUGAAAAAUGAAGUUGCUUGCCAAAGCAUCAAAUGUCCGAAACGUUUUUGAAGCAUAACAUAAUUAAGUGUCUGUGCUACAUAAGUUGUGUGCAUAUAUACAUCGAGUUGUGUUUGCAAUAACUAUAACUGCUUUUUAGCUUCAUUGUUGGAUGGUAGAUGUGUUUGAUGUUUGUAGGGAUACAAGCUAGUUGGGCUACUGUUGAUUUGCUCGAGAUCGAUUUGAAAAAUUAUAGUAGAGUUCGAAUUCGAGUUAUUCGAGUUUAAUCUCGAUCUGAGCUCAAGUUGUUUGAGUUUAAUAUCGAACUAGGAUUCAAGCUCUGCUCUGAGAUUCAAAUAAAGAGACUCGAGAAAUUCCCUAAAUACUACAUAGGGGGUAGAUGGAAACUUUAUAGUCCUUCAAUGUUUUUAUGGUAGCUUUUAAGAUCUUAGCAACA
Mercurialis annua (annual mercury) is the source of this 1610-nucleotide messenger RNA. Its product is annotated as DNA damage-repair/toleration protein DRT102. Gene Ontology annotation, biological process: carbohydrate metabolic process. The record is from RefSeq and is a predicted model, not a curated record. NCBI's taxonomy places the organism in Eukaryota, Viridiplantae, Streptophyta, Magnoliopsida, Malpighiales, Euphorbiaceae. Gene Ontology annotation, molecular function: isomerase activity.